GAAAACGAUAUCCCCACGGCCUACCUCAUUUCAACACAUACUCACUCCAUCCUUGUUGCCUUUCUUCCUUCACACCAAAAAUAUAAAAAAAUAAAAAUAAAUAAAAAAUGAUGAAGGCAUCUUUCAAAGCAAAAUACGACGUUGAAAAAUCCUCCGCCGCAUCUGCCGUCUCCGUCGUCUUCAACGCCGGCGAUGUCAAACUCCGUGCUUCCAUGACUGAUGCUACUGUGGUCAAUGGUCCCAGCUUAAAUGGUUUAGCUUUGGCCGUUGAUAAACCUGGCUCCUUUUCCAUCGACUAUAAUGUCCCCAAAAAGGACUUCAAGUUUAUGUUCAUGAACACGAUUAAACUUUCAGACAAGCCAUUAAACAUAGUGUACAGUCACAGUAGGGGAGAUCAGCGGACUAUGCUUGAUGGAACACUAGUGAUUGAUUCUGCCAACAAGGUAUCGGCUAAUCACGUGCUUGGUUCUGGGAAUUGCAAGUUGAAGUACACCUAUGUCCAUGGAGGGCUGACUACAUUUGAGCCUACCUAUGAUUUGGCUUCAGAUUCGUGGGAUUUUGCGGUUUCUAGGAAGGUUUAUGCAGAUCAUGUGUUAAGGGCUGCAUAUAAGACAUCUGACCAGAAUUUGGCAGUAGAUUGGUUUACUAAAUCGAAGGUCAUGGGGUCUUACAAGGUUUCUGCACUGUUCAACUUGGAAGAUGGAGUAAAAGUCCCGCGAAUAACAGCUGAAAGCUCGUGGGAUUUUGAAAUAUGAAACUGCGCGGCUACUCUAAAGUCAGGCCAAACAUAUUAUUACCAUCAAUCAGUAUCAUUUUACCUUUUGAUGUAACUGUUACAUACUUUACAAAUGCUCAUAAGCAUCAUGUGUAAACUAUUGGUUUCAUAUUGAGCCAUAGACUUGAUUUAUGUUCUCCCAAAUCCUUGAAA
Erigeron canadensis is the source of this 928-nucleotide messenger RNA. RefSeq names its product outer envelope pore protein 24B, chloroplastic. Gene Ontology annotation, molecular function: voltage-gated monoatomic cation channel activity. Gene Ontology annotation, biological process: regulation of monoatomic ion transmembrane transport. Bases 108 to 755 code for a protein of 215 amino acids. The record is from RefSeq and is a predicted model, not a curated record. Lineage: Eukaryota; Viridiplantae; Streptophyta; Magnoliopsida; Asterales; Asteraceae. The transcript has 3 exons.